Molecule: messenger RNA, 558 nt
Organism: Dreissena polymorpha
Lineage: Eukaryota; Metazoa; Mollusca; Bivalvia; Myida; Dreissenidae
Exons: 1
Coding region: 1-558 (185 amino acids)
Biological process (GO): DNA integration
Molecular function (GO): nucleic acid binding
Source: RefSeq, a predicted model, not a curated record
AUGGUUGCUAGGGCAGAGACAUCAGUAUUUUGGCCAGGAAUCACACCUGCCAUUACGGCUCUUCGUACCAGUUGCCAACAAUGCAACCGUAGUGCACCAUCAAAUCCUAGCGCACCACCAGUACCUCCAUUAAGUCCAGAGUAUCCAUUCCAGUGCUUAUGUGCUGACUAUUUCAGCUACCAAGGGCAUCAUUUCCUUGUUGUAGUGGACCGUUAUUCCAACUGGCCAAUUGUAGAGCAGUCAGCUAACGGAGCCCAAGGACUGAUCACAUGUCUUAGACGUAUAUUUGUGACAUAUGGAAUACCUGAUGAACUUGCCUCUGAUGGUGGCCCUGAAUUCACUGCUGUAGCCACACGUCAAUUCCUGAGUGAUUGGGGUGUACACCAUCGCCUAUCCUCCGUAGCCUUCCCACACAGCAACUGUAGGGCCGAAAUUGGUGUAAAGACAGUGAAGCGUCUCCUUAUGGAUAACACAACUUCCACUGGUGACAUAAACACAGAUGCCUUCCAGCGUGCCAUGCUUCAGUACAGAAGUACCAAUUCCACCUGGAAAGUAUAA